GUGUUCCUAAAACUUCUUCAUUGAGACUGUUGCAUGUGUAAUAAACACAUGUCUGAUUCCUUGAUUCUGGAAAAUAACUCAAGAUAUUACAUAUAAAAUGAUGAUUUUACCAACCUUCCUACUGAUGGUCCAUCUUUCACAAGCUGAAACACAAACCGGAAGCUGCAAAGAUAUCUUACAUGGGAUUCUGUCUGGACUUGGAGAAUAUCAGAUUGGGGCUCUAAAAGAAGAGUUCCAAAGGUUCACAAAUAACAUGGAGCGAUCUAUGAAUGUGUUCAAGAAACAAAUGAAAGCUGCUUUUGAGAAAAAAGGCAGAAUGAACAAAAGCGUUGUUUAUACAAGAUGGGGAAAGAAGACAUGUCCCUCGAAUGCUGAGUUGGUUCUCUCUGGAUUUACCGGUGGUUCACAUUAUCAUCAAAGGGGAGCGGCUGUUGAGCCCCUUUGUUUACCAUUAGAUCCAGAAUGGGGCCAGUACAAAGAUGGAACUGACGGUGAUAAAGCUUAUGUAUAUGGAGCAGAAUACGAAACGGAAUACGGUCUGGGUAACAUGCGCAGACUCCAUCAACAUGACGUACCGUGCGCUGUCUGCCUGAUUCAUAAUAAAUCUGUUCUUAGAGUAUUCCCAGCAAGGAAAACUUGUUACAAAGGUUGGAAAUUGGAAUAUGAUGGAUAUCUAAUGGCGGGAUAUCAUAAUCAUCCUGCUGCCACAACGUACAAAUGUGUGGAUAGGAACCCUGAUACUAUUACUGGGGGUCAUUCUAAUCACGAUGGUUAUCUCUUCUAUUCCGUGGAGGCAAUGUGUGGAUCAUUGAAAUGUCCACCAUACGUAAACGGACGGGAACUUGUAUGUGUUGUCUGCUCCAAGGCCUAGAAGUGUCCGACAGGACAGUGGAAAUACAUCCACACAAUAAAAAAGUGGAUCCAGAAUUAAUAGCUGUGUUAUUCUUUUCCAUACUUGUUGAGAGAGAUUAAUAAGAAUAAUGAUAUAUUCUAUUUUGUCUAAAUGUCUAAUAUUUGCCUCAUUGCAUCGCUCACAAUUCUUUUAAAACAACAAUGUGUUUGGUAGAUAUAAAACAAACAAUUUACGAUCUGAUCUAAAUUAAAUAUUUGUGCUACUUGUUUUUAUUUUUU
Messenger RNA from Ostrea edulis (European flat oyster), 1131 nucleotides. RefSeq lists its product as uncharacterized. NCBI's taxonomy places the organism in Eukaryota, Metazoa, Mollusca, Bivalvia, Ostreida, Ostreidae. The transcript has 5 exons. The record is from RefSeq and is a predicted model, not a curated record. Bases 98 to 871 code for a protein of 257 amino acids.